Didymodactylos carnosus is the source of this 1194-nucleotide messenger RNA. The record is from the annotation of a GenBank genome assembly. NCBI's taxonomy places the organism in Eukaryota, Metazoa, Rotifera, Eurotatoria, Philodinida, Philodinidae.
AUGAUUCCAUCUUCAGUGAGGACAUCAUGUCCACCAACAUACAAUGAUAUUCUUAAUGGUUGUUAUAAAGUAAAUAAUGCUUCGAAUAUAACAUGGAGUAGUGCACGCAAUAUUUGUACGAAUGAUUCAAAUUCAUUAGUAACAGCUAAUUUUACUGGUUUAACACAUUUGUUAUCGUUAGAAUCAGAUACCGAAUCAACAUCGAUAAUGUACUGGCUCAGCGGUAUUUACUCCUAUAGUUACUGUGAUGUAAAUAAUUCAUGUCAAAACAACGCCACGUGUUAUAUGAAUGCUGGACGAGAAUUAUGCGUAUGCACUAGCGGUUUCACAGGUUCCGUAUGUGAUCAAGAAAUAGAUGAGUGUUUAACUUCACCAUGUUUACACGGCGGAAUAUGCACCAAUCUAAUAAAUGGUUAUUACUGUAAUUGUUCAAUGUUAUUUUACAAUGGAACAAAUUGUGAAAGUCCUAUCAAUGAUCCUAUACAAGGUCAGCGUCAUUCAGCAUUUGUAGCUGUUCUCUGUGUUAUUAUUGGGAUUGUUGGCCUAUUUACAUUGUCGGAUUUGCCUUGGGGAGAUAUUACUCAAUCUCUAUAUUGUCCAUGGAUUAAUUGUAGAUGUAUGAACGGUGAAAGCAAUGGUGAUGAUGAAGAUGAGAUAUCGGUGGAUGGUGAAAAUGAACAGCCAAGGAUAGCUCAAAUACAAAAAGUACACAAACCGAAGCAGCCUAAUUAUCAUGUCAUGGAUACUGUAUGGAAUCCUGAUAAUUUAAUCACAACAAGUCGUAAUGAAAAUCUUAACUCGCGUUCAUCAGUUUUACAACCAAUGUAUAAUGGUUACCUCUCACCUCUACCUGGUGUAGACACUCGUAUAGUAAAUGAUGUUACAAGUCCGGACAACCAGUUAAUCAAAACUUUUGCUGCCGUACUAGCUAAACAGCGAGAAAAUAAAAAGAAAGCAAAUCAAAUGUAUGCAGCUGACAUUAUAUCAAACACUCCAGAAGCAAUGAAACAAGAUGAUCAGGCUGUCUCCGUUCCUCAAAAUAUAAUCACACCAUGGACAGUUCAAUUGCAACAAGAAUUACGUAAGAAAAAGAAAACUGAACAGCAGCAGAGUUCUGAUCAUGACAGUAUGGGAAGUAGUACUUCAAUGGCGCAAUUGAUUCCGAAACUCAAAAACAACAGUACCGAUGUAUAA